AUGAAAAGCACAUUAGAAAGAAUAAAAGAAUUAAAUGAUGAAAUUGUUUCUUGCAAGGUUCAUCUAGAAGAAAUAGAGCAGAACCUAAAAAAGAAAUUAGAAGAAUUUGAAGAAGUCAAAAAACAGUUAGAAGCAGAAAAACAAAGUAAAAAUAUUAUUGAAUCAGAAAAUCAAAAGCUUAAAGAAAGAAUUAAAGACUCUAAUAUCUUGUUAGGUUUAAAUUCCCCUACGGAUACCUUGUUACGACUUAACCCCAAUUGCCAAUCCUACCCUUGUCAGCUGUAUCCCUUGCGGGUUAAUCAACUGGUUUUAGGCAUUACCGACUUUCGUGAUUUGACGGGCGGUGUGUACAAGACUCGAGAACGUAUUCACCGUAACAUGGCUGAUUUACGAUUACUAGCAAUUCCACCUUCAUGGAGGCGAGUUGCAGCCUCCAAUCUGAACUGCG
Messenger RNA from Funneliformis geosporum, 448 nucleotides. The record is from the annotation of a GenBank genome assembly. NCBI's taxonomy places the organism in Eukaryota, Fungi, Glomeromycota, Glomeromycetes, Glomerales, Glomeraceae.